This is a messenger RNA of Alnus glutinosa, 896 nucleotides long. Its product is annotated as putative expansin-A17. The coding region runs from base 1 to 768 and encodes 255 amino acids. NCBI's taxonomy places the organism in Eukaryota, Viridiplantae, Streptophyta, Magnoliopsida, Fagales, Betulaceae. The record is from RefSeq and is a predicted model, not a curated record. Gene Ontology annotation, biological process: plant-type cell wall organization. The transcript is spliced from 3 exons. Gene Ontology annotation, cellular component: extracellular region.
AUGGAAGAGAUCCAUGUAUUCACUAGUUUUAUAUUGUUUCUGGGGUUAUUCACCACAAAAUUUAGAGUAGCAUUGGCUGAUUGGCAACAAGCCCAUGCAACUUUUUAUGGCGGAAGUGAUGCUUCAGGAACGAUGGGGGGUGCCUGUGGUUAUGGAGACCUCAACACCGAUGGUUAUGGCAUCAAAACGGCAGCUCUUAGCACAGCUUUGUUCAACGAUGGCAAGUCAUGUGGUGGGUGCUAUGAGAUAGCGUGUGACGCGAACCAGGAUUCCCAAUGGUGCCUCAAGGGUACUUCUAUUAAAAUUACGGCUACAAACUAUUGUCCCCCGAACUAUGAUCUCCCUAGUGAUGAUGGUGGUUGGUGCAAUCCUCCUCGACCACACUUCGACAUGUCUCAACCUGCAUUUGAGACAAUUGCCAUUUACAGGGCUGGAAUUGUACCUGUUCAGUAUAGGAAAGUUGGAUGCAAGAGUAAUGGAGGCAUUAGAUUUACCAUCAACGGGGGAAAUUACUUCGAACUAGUGCUCAUAUCCAAUGUAGGGGGAGCUGGAGAUAUCUCUAAUGUUUGGAUCAAAGCAUCCGACUCAGAUCAAUGGGAAACCAUGUCAAGAAAUUGGGGUGCCAAUUGGCAGAGUCUACGUUAUCUCAAUGGCCAGAGCUUGUCCUUUAGAGUCCAAACCAGCGAUGGAGAAAUCCGCGAGGCUCUAGACCUGGUGCCUUCUGAUUGGAAGUUUGGCCAGUCCUUCAAGAGCGAUGUUCAAUUCUAAUUCAUUUUUCCUCUUUGGUUUUGGAUCGCGCUCUACUGACGUGGCAUUGCCCAUCAAUAUUCCUUAUAUGGUUUCUAGCGUUAUUUUUUCUGUAUUAUUUUCGAGUUGUACGUGGCUCAACCCAACAU